Molecule: messenger RNA, 3661 nt
Organism: Fragaria vesca subsp. vesca
Lineage: Eukaryota; Viridiplantae; Streptophyta; Magnoliopsida; Rosales; Rosaceae
Product: protein RIC1 homolog
Exons: 21
Coding region: 85-3273 (1062 amino acids)
Biological process (GO): intracellular protein transport; retrograde transport, endosome to Golgi
Cellular component (GO): Golgi membrane; Ric1-Rgp1 guanyl-nucleotide exchange factor complex; cytosol
Molecular function (GO): protein binding
Source: RefSeq, a predicted model, not a curated record
UUGCAUUCAGAUCUAUUCCUCUGAUCCAAAUCCGCAGAUCCAAUUCUGAGCCAAAAUCAUAGAAGAAGAAGAAGAAGAAGAAAGAUGUAUAUGGCAUAUGGAUGGCCUCAGGUGAUCCCACUGGAACAGGGUUUGUGCCCGUCUUCCCAGAAGAUCAUAUAUUUGAAGGUCAUCAAUGGCUUACUCCUGGUCGUCUCUCCCUCCCACCUUGAGCUCUGGAGCUGUUCGCAGCAUAAAGUGAGACUCGGCAAGUACAUGAGGGAUGCCGAUUCUCUCCACUCACAAGGCGAGAAUUUGCAAGCAGUCUGGAGCCCUGACGCCAAAUUCGUUGCUCUUCUUACGUCUUCUUUCUUUCUUCACCUUUUCAAGGUCCAGUUUUCUGAGAAAAAGAUUCAAUUAGGAGGAGGGAAGCAGCCCUCUGCUGUAUAUCUCGCUACUAUAUCUCCUCUUCUCACUGAGCAGGUGCCAUUUGCACAUAAGGACAUCACACUGAGCAAUAUUGUAAGCGACAGCAAACACAUGCUACUUGGACUUUCUGAUGGAUCACUUUACAGUAUCUCAUGGAAAGGGGAGUUCUAUGGGAGUUAUAAACUUGAUCCAAUUCCACGUGAUGGCCCAUUAUCACAUUCCUUGGAUAAUGGUGUUGCUACUAAAGGGGUUCCAGGAACUAUUCCUGCCAAUAAUUGCGUCCCCAGGAACUCUGCUAUUAUUCAACUGGAGCUUUGUCUUCCACUUAGGUUAUUGUUUGUUUUGUAUUCUGAUGGACAACUGGUGUCAUGUUCUGUAAGUAAGAAAGGCUUAAAGCAUCCUGAAUCUAUUAAAGCUGAGAAGAGGCUGGGGGAUGGUGAUGCUGUAUGUACUUCAGUAGCUUCGGAGCAACAAAUCCUUGCUGUUGGGACCAAAAGAGGGGUUGUGGAGUUAUAUGACUUCGCCGAAUCUGCAUCACUGAUCCGAUCCGUAUCUCUGUAUGACUGGGGAUACUCAAUGGAAGACACUGGACCUGUCAGUUGCAUUGCAUGGACGCCUGAUAAUUCUGCUUUUGCAGUUGGGUGGAAGUUAAGAGGACUUACAGUUUGGUCUGUCUCCGGUUGUCGUUUGAUGUCAACAAUCCGUCAAAUAGGUUUAAGUUCAGUAUCUUCUCCGGUGGUGAAGCCAGUCAAUGAAUGUAAAUUUGAACCUUUGAUGGGUGGCACCUCAUUGAUGCAGUGGGAUGAAUAUGGAUAUAGACUCUAUGCUAUUGAAGAACGAUCAUUGGAGAGGAUCCUUGGAUUUUCCUUUGGUAAAUGUUGCCUUAACAGAGGAGUUUCAGGCAUGACAUAUGUCCGGCAAGUGAUAUAUGGUGAUGAUCGGUUGCUUGUUGUUCAGUCUGAAGAUACUGAUGAACUUAAGAUGCUACAUCUUAACCUUCCAGUUUCUUAUAUCUCACAAAAUUGGCCAGUUCAACAUGUAGCGGCUAGCAAAGAUGGAAUGUACUUGGCAGUUGCUGGCCUUCAUGGGUUAAUCAUAUACGAUAUACGAUUCAAGAAGUGGCGAGUGUUUGGAGACAUUACUCAGGAACAGAAGAUACAGUGCAAAGGUUUGUUAUGGAUGGGGAAGAUUGUUGUCGUCUGCAACUACAUUGAUUCUACUAACACAUAUGAAUUGCUUUUCUAUCCAAGAUAUCACCUUGAUCAGAGCUCACUUCUUUGCCGAAAGUCGUUGCUUGCAAAACCAAUGGUCAUGGAUGUCUAUCAAGAUUAUAUACUAGUCACAUAUCGCCCAUUUGAUGUUCACAUAUUCCAUGUGAAAUUAUUUGGUGAAUUGACACCUUUCACUACUCCAGAUCUAGAGCUUUCUACAGUACGAGAACUCUCAAUUAUGACUGCAAAGAGCCAUCCUGCAGCAAUGCGUUUUGUCCCAGAUCAGCUUCCAAGAGAGCGCAUUUCAGAUAAUCAUAUGUCUAACUCAGAUCCUUUACUAAAAGAGCCUGCAAGGUGUUUAAUAUUGAGAGUAAAUGGGGAGCUUUCACUUCUUGAUUUGGAUGAUGGACGUGAAAGGGAGCUCACUGAUUCUGUUGAAUUAUUUUGGGUUACAUGUGGUCAGUCGGAGGAAAAAUCAAAUCUUAUUGAGGAGGUUUCAUGGUUAGAUUAUGGCCACCGUGGAAUGCAGGUUUGGUAUCCAUCUCUGGGUGUUGACCCUUUUAAGCAGGAGGAUUUCUUGCAGUUGGAUCCGGAGCUUGAAUUUGAUCGUGAGGUAUACCCUCUGGGACUUCUUCCACAUGCUGGGGUUGUUGUUGGCGUUUCCCAGCGAAUGUCAUUCUCAGCCUGCACAGAGUUUCCAUGUUUUGAGCCUACUCCUCAAGCUCAAACUAUAUUACAUUGUCUUUUAAGGCACCUUAUUCAGAGGGACAAAAGGGAGGAAGCUUUAAGGUUGGCCCAAUUAUCAGCUGAAAAACCUCAUUUCUCUCACUGUAUGGAGUGGCUACUGUUUACCGUAUUUGAGGCAGACAUAUCCAGGUUGUUUGAGGAAUGCUUCCAACGCAGAUGGUACCGCACUGCUGCAUGCUAUAUACUUGUUAUUGCUAAGCUUGAAGGUCCUGCUGUCAGUCAGUACUGUGCUUUGCGUUUAUUACAGGCAACACUGGACGAAUCUUUAUAUGAGCUCGCUGGGGAGCUGGUGAGGUUCUUGCUGAGAUCUGGAAGGGAAUAUGAACAAGCAUCAACAGAUACAGAUAGACAAGCUCCAUCAUCUCCCAGAUUCUUGGGUUAUUUUGGUUUUCGUUCUAGUAAUAGAAAACAGUCCUUGGAUAAGAGCUCUUCAUUCAAGGAGCAGAGUGCACAUGUUGCUUCUGUGAAGAACAUUUUAGAAAGCCAUGCUAGCUAUUUGAUGUCGGGAAAAGAGCUUUCAAAGCUAGUUGCAUUUGUGAAAGGCACUCAGUUCGAUUUAGUGGAAUAUCUUCAGCGAGAGAGAUUUGGAUGUGCUCGUUUGGAGAAUUUCGCUUCGGGACUUGAAUUAAUUGGACAAAAGCUCCAAAUGAGUAUACUGCAGAGCCGAUUUGAUGCAGAAUUUCUUUUGGCACAUAUGUGCUCUGUCAAGUUCAAAGAGUGGAUAGUGGUCCUUGCCACUCUUUUAAGACGAUCUGAGGUUCUAUUUGAUCUCUUCCAGGAUGAUAUGCGGUUGUGGAAAGCUUAUAGCUUCACUCUGCAGUCACAUCCCGCCUUUACUGAAUACCAUGAUCUUCUUGGAGAUUUGGAAGAUCAACUUUCAUCCAUUGGAACUUCUGAAGAAAGAUGAGGUUGCAAUCAGAUAUGUACAUCGUUUCUCUACUUGACAGUUGGUGCUCAUAUGGUAAUUACUCACGAGAGUCGGUCUUCUCUCUUUUGGAGUAAAAAACUGUCACUCAGCAUCUAUGUAUAUGGGUGUGGAUGAUGAGCACUAGGACGCGCCAUGUCGAGGAUCUGCUCAACAAUUUUUGUUAUUAUAAUAAUCAAAUUUUACUGUAUCAUUGAAGUUAGAUGUUCUUGUAGAUAAGAAAAGGUUGGAAACCACUGUUGAGGAGUAAAACAUGCAAUGUCUUACUCUUGAGUCUUUUUUGUAUUCUUUUUCUUGGUUUAUAUCAUAAGUUGUAUAAAAUUCUUGUUCAAUAGUUUUAUUAAGGCUAUUUGCAUGAGGUUUUAAGGUG